Diabrotica balteata is the source of this 1032-nucleotide messenger RNA. The record is from the annotation of a GenBank genome assembly. NCBI's taxonomy places the organism in Eukaryota, Metazoa, Arthropoda, Insecta, Coleoptera, Chrysomelidae.
AUGCCUAGUUGUGCAAUUACCCGAUGUAAUACUACAUCAACGACAUGUGCAUAUGGCACAAAGUUUCAGAAAGUUCCAGGAGAAUGUUGUCCGCGAUGUGUAGAAGUCGAAGGAACCUGUAUGGUUUUUGGUGACCCUCAUUACAAAACAUUCGAUGGGAAAAUCUACACCUUUAAAGGAAUUGGCAAAUACCAAUUGACUGCUGAUUGCACCAAUCAUACAUUCUUUGUAAGAGUUGCCAAUGUCCUCCUUGACGGAACCUCUUCUACCACCAGAAGGGUAUCCAUUAAGUACUUAAAUGCCAGAUUAAAUCUUCAACAAAAAGGACGAAUAAAGUUUAACGGUACGGUGAAAACAAUACCUUUUCAAGUUGAUGGGAAAUUUAAAGCAGAAAAGAAAAAGGAUAAUUCUGUGGAAAUAAUAUUGAACAAUGGGGUCAAAGUAUACUGGAACUUUAAAAGUUUUGUAGAAGUCACUGUUCCUGCAACUUUAAAAAACCAUGUUUGUGGUCUCUGCGGUAACUUCAACUACGACGUGAAAGACGAUCUGACUUCCAAAGUAGGUAAAAUGCUUUCAGAUAAAGAAAUCCUGGCUUUUGGUGCGUCUUGGUGCCUUGGAAAUAAAUUCGAAUGUGCUAAGAAAAUUAGAGUACAGAAACUGGAGAAACCUCUAACGCCUAUGAAAAAAAGUGCUUGUAGAUACUUUAACAGCGAUACCUUUUCAUCUUGUCGCUCUAAAUUGAGCACUCUUAAAUACUUUAAAGCGUGCAAGAUGGACAUGGAUCACUGCAAAGGUCAUAAAUGUUACUGUGAUAGCUUAAUGGCUUAUGUGAGAGAAUGUGAACGACUCGGUGUUAACCUGAAUAACUGGCAAAAGUAUACGUUAUGUGAUCUAGCGCAUUUACGAAAUUUAAAAAGAAAACCGAAAAGAUUACGUCAACGUAACAGAAACGAACAGCAAGCACUCUUAUUGAAGCAGUUGCCAAAAGUUCUGAAUCGAACUAGGAGCUCUGUAGGCGUACCUUUAACAUAA